CCCUCGGCAGCAUCAUCGACCGGACAGAAGAAACAGACCAGACAACAGAAGUCUCCCUCUCGAGUACUCCGAUUACGGGUCGGACCUCUCCCGCUGACCCGAAUCGCGACCCCCAAUGAGCUCAUCCACCGCAUUUCCUCCGCCGUCUCUCUUCCUCACCUCCGGCGGGGUACGGCGCCGCGGCGUGCCCGUGUUCCUCAGGCGGCAGUACUCGCUCCUCAGCACCCUCCGGUUCUCCAGGCCGGGACUUCUGCGCGCGUAUGCUUCACUUGCCGGGCAAGGUCCCGAACUCUCGUGGGGCUCCGCCGAUUCCAACUCCGAGUUCAAUGGUUGGGCCGUCGUGGAGUACCCGGUGGUUCAGAAGAGAGGGAAGAAAGGCCUGCCGAAGUUUGUAGUUGGGGGAAUUGGGGCGUCAGUUGCUGUUCUACUUGCUGCCAUUGCUCAAUUGUCGCUCUCCAGACAAGGGUUUAAGUUCCGUUUGUGCAGUCCCCUGAAUGCCUUGCAAGGUCUGUUGCAUAAAACUGAAAGGCAAGCUAAUAUCACCAAAGAUACUAUUCCAGUUUCAUCAGAGAGCAAUACCAUCGAGUUUGAGGAAAGCUCACUGACAGAGAGGGUACCAGAUGAAAUCGGCGAUGCUGUUGCUUCAGGAACUUCAAAGAAAGACGUCAAAUUGCAGCGCAUUAUAAUUCCAGCUGCUGUAGAUUCGACUCAGCAGGAAGCUCUGGGGCUAUUAAGAAGUCUGAAGAUAAUUGAAGAGGGUGUUAGAGCUGACGAGCUAUGCACAAGAAGGGAAUAUGCACGGUGGUUGGUUCGGAUAAAUUCUUCAUUGGAAAGGAACCCGAGGCAAAGAAUUGUUCCAACAAUCUCACUUUCUGGUUCAACUACUGCUGCAUUUGAUGAUGUCAGUGUAGAGGAUCCAGACUUCAGCUCGAUCCAAGCCCUGGCGGAGGCGGGAGUCAUUCCAAGCAAGCUUUUAGUGAAGCAUACCAAUCAUGGUUCAGAAAGCCAAGGGAAGUUUUUGUUUCUUCCUGAGAGGUUUAUCUCGAGACAGGAUCUGAUAAAUUGGAGAGUUCAAUUAGAGUAUGAUUUUGUCCCUGGAUUAGAAGAACAGAUAUCAAGUUCAAAGGUUGGAUUCAGGGAUAUGAAGGAGGUCGGUUCAGAAAUAUCUCCUGAGUUUUUGAUGGACCUUUUAGCUGGUGGCAAGAGCAUAAUCAGAAAAGUCUUUGGUCAAAUGAAACGAUUUCAACCUAGCAAACCUUCAACAAAAGGACAAGCUGCUGUGGCUCUUACAAGUGGCAGGAUGAUGGAAGCAAUUCAGGCUGAAUUAUCAAGAGUAGAGGCCGAGAAUUCUUCAAGACUGAUUGAGAUGGAAGAAAUCAGAUCUGAGUUGCUGGGCCGGGGAGACAUAGAGAGGGUUUGGAACGAGAAGAUGAAGGAAGAAGCAGCCCGAGGUCUGGAAGUUGAGAAGGAUUAUAUUGCAGCAAUUGGUGACCUGGAGGAGGAGAAGAUUCUUCAGAAGAAGACUUUUGAAGAUCAUGUGAAGGAGAGAGCAGCUCUAGAAUGUCAGAGGCAACUGCUCCUUAGCCUCAAAGAAGAAGUCGAUGAGAUGUCAGAUAGGCUCUCUUCGGAGAGAACCAUUUAUGUGGCUGAGCAAUUGAGUGUGCAGGAGAUGAUCACAGAGUUGCAGAAGAAGCAGGAAGGACUUCUCGAUACAAAGUCAAUUCUGGAAGCUGAGAAAGAAGCCAUACGAAUUCUAAGGUCAUGGGUAGAGGAUGAAGCGAAAAAGAACCAAGCUCGGGCUAAAGUUCUGGAGGAAGUUGGAAGGAGGUGGAGAUGGGAUGAUCAAUCUUAGCAACUGCCCCUCUUUUCUUCAGCACAGGGAGAUUCAUAUGGGCAAAAGUAGUUUCCAUCCUCCGAUGCAGCUGCAGCUUGUGAUUUCCCAUUUCCUGUAAUCUUUUUUCACCUGGGCUGCAGGUGCAAGGCUUUUACGUUUUUUAAUCUUGAACCGAGUCAAAUGGAUCAAAGGUGGAAAUUGAAACAACGUCUCCGGAGUCCCAGUUUUAAUGUACUGUCACCUGUCAAUGUAUGUCAACCGUUGCUUGCUGUGGAAGCAUAAUAGAAUGUCUUUUUAUUUGCAAAUACUUCAGUGAAGCUGCUGGAAACAACAUAAGGUAGCCAUCCAAUGGCAAUUAUUACACUA
Molecule: messenger RNA, 2200 nt
Organism: Punica granatum (pomegranate)
Lineage: Eukaryota; Viridiplantae; Streptophyta; Magnoliopsida; Myrtales; Lythraceae
Source: RefSeq, a predicted model, not a curated record